AACAAAUUGGGGUCCUCUUUUUUUUGUCCAAUGCUAGCCACCCUAACGAGAAUCGCAGACAGAUUAUUUUUCGCCAUAUAUAUAAACUCUAACAACAAUAACGUCAGUAUAUUCAGUUUUAGACUGUCAGAGGAAUGUUAAACCAAGUGAGGUUUAAUCGGUGUGGCCAUUUACGUCCCUAGCGGUCCAUUAUUUGUGUUUUUUACUUGUAUCGACGAAGGGUGUUUUCUUGGGUCGCCGCCACACAGCCGAAUCGUAACAAAAUCAGACAUUUUGAUAGUCAACCUCAACAUUAGCGAGUGGGUUUCGUUUGAAGGGAGACAUCGUUUUACAUUGAAACCGGGAAGUGUAAAUGAGCAGAAAUGUCUGGAAUUGCUCUGAGCAGACUGUCCCAGGAACGCAAAGCCUGGAGGAAAGACCACCCGUUUGGGUUUGUGGCUGUGCCUACCAAGAAUCCUGAUGGAACCAUGAAUCUGAUGAACUGGGAGUGCGCCAUUCCUGGAAAGAAAGGAACCUUGUGGGAGGGAGGACAGUAUAAGCUCAGAAUGCUCUUCAAAGACGACUACCCCUCCUCGCCGCCCAAAUGCAAGUUUGAGCCACCAAUAUUCCAUCCGAAUGUCUACCCAUCUGGCACCGUGUGUCUGUCCAUCCUGGAGGAGGACAAAGACUGGAGGCCCGCCAUCACCAUCAAACAGAUCCUGUUGGGAAUCCAGGAGCUGCUGAACGAGCCCAACAUUCAAGACCCAGCACAAGCAGAGGCUUACACAAUUUACUGUCAGAACCGGAUGGACUAUGAGAAGCGGGUCAGGGCCCAGGCCAAGAAGUUUGCACCCGCAUAGAUCAGACUGGGGGGGGGGCCUCCUCCCCACCCUGGCCGACCUGAGAGAGACAAACACACAGGUGACAAACAGGACCACCCACUCCAACAAGAAUCCACGUUUCAGUAUCUUUUAAUAGGUGCCAUGAUAAAAAAAUUAAUCCCGACACUUUGGUAUAUUGGUUGUAAGAUCAAGAGUUGCUAGGUAUUAAGGAAGCUAGGCUCCGUCCAGCAAAGGAAAAAAAAAAAAGGGGGGGGGGGGGCAAAGCGCAAGAAAAAGAGGCAGGUAGGUCACCACUUUGCAGUUUUAAUUCAUGGAAAAUCUCUUUUGGGAACGAGCAAGAAGCCGGAGAGUUUUUGCCUCUACAUAAACGAGCGCAUGUACAUAUUAUAAAUAAAAAAAAAAAAUGUGGAAGUUAUGUUUUAUAUUGUUUUAGCCUGUUGACGUGUGUGGUAUUAUCAUGCAGAACACAAAUUGCGUACUAUUGUGAAAUAAACUUGAAUAAAACAACAAUAGUCAAUGAG
Molecule: messenger RNA, 1342 nt
Organism: Doryrhamphus excisus (bluestripe pipefish)
Lineage: Eukaryota; Metazoa; Chordata; Actinopteri; Syngnathiformes; Syngnathidae
Product: SUMO-conjugating enzyme UBC9-like
Source: RefSeq, a predicted model, not a curated record